GAAAAUUUCACCCACUCGACACUCUCAAGUCUCAUGCUGUGACUUGGACACUCACAGUGCCAGCACCUUGCAUAGACGACAGACACUGCAGGCCAUCAUGUCUGACGAGAUGAAUGUCGAUCUUAAGCGUCCGUCCGAAGUGGAUGGCGCCGCUGGCCAGGCCAACGGUCAUGAUGAUUCGGGCACGACCGCCCCGGCAGCAAAGCGGGUAAAGGUCGACAACAACAAUGACAAUGCAGAGAAUGCGCCCAAAGAGAUCGAUGCCAGAGACGACAGGGACCGGGGCAUGGCCAAGAUCAAACCCGAAUUCCUGCUGGCAUCUGCUGCGUCCAAGGCGCAAGUCGACGAUGAUGCUGCUGAAGCCUCUGGUGCAAUUGACCACGCCGACGGCAAGGUUGAUGCGCGCGACGGUGGCGGCAAGAAGAAGAAGAAGAAGCAGGGCGGCCAAAACCAUAACCGGUCCUACGGACAGUUUGACGAUGAACUGAGGCUUUGCAACAGCCGCACAUACUCCAACGAGUUCUCCCCGAAGCCUUGCCGCUAUGGCGACCGCUGCAACAUGUGCCACGACCUCCGCAAGUAUUUCUCAGAGGGCCGCCGUGGCGACCUGACGACCCUCGGUGGUAAAUGCCCAAUGUUUGCACAGUAUCAGCGGUGUCCUGCGGGCUGGAAGUGCCGUUUCAUCAAGAGCCACUCUGAAGAGGUGGAGCGCGAGGACGGCCGUAAGGAACUUGUCCUGCUGGGAGCACCGGACGCAGACGAUGAGGAGCCGGACCGCAAACCGGGGGUGGUCAACGUUGUGCAUGCCGAUGUCAAGUACAACCUCUCGCGGAGGAAGGCAGACUUGUCCAAGUCCGAACGGUACACAAAGUGGGUGGAAAAGGAGACGGAUCUGAUGAGGAAGAUCUACAACCGCAAGAAGCCCGAUUGCGACGAGAGCGAAGACACGGAGCUGCAUGAGCUCCGAGCUCAGUUUGUUGAGCCACCUUUCAAGGCUUCAGAGAAGCGCAAGAUCUAUUUCGGCCGUGAGACACCAACCCUCGCGCCGCUCACCACACAGGGCAACCUUCCGUUCAGGAGGCUUUGCGUGGAGCUUGGAGCGCAGGUCACCUACUCCGAGAUGGCCUUGGGCAUGCCUGUCGUUCAGGGUGGAAAGGGAGAAUGGGCACUCAUGAAGGCCCACGAAUCCGAGAUUUCUUCUCCUCGAUACAGCCCGAGCCCGGAUGACAUUGUGCAGGGCUACGACAACAGCAAGGACAUUAAAUUCGGCGCUCAGAUCACAGGAAACCAGCCUUGGGUCGUCAUGAAGGCCACCGAAGCCCUGACUAACCAUCUUCCGCACCUGCGAGUUGUAGAUCUCAACUGUGGCUGUCCCAUCGAUCUCGUCUUUCAACAGGGCGCGGGCUCUGGCUUGCUCGAUGCACCACCAAAGCUGGAGAAGAUGAUUAGAGGCAUGAACGCCGUGUCUGGGGAGGUGCCCAUCACGGCCAAACUGCGCAUGGGCGUUCGGGAUGGCAAACCGAAUGCGACGAAGCUGAUCGAGAGGCUUGCCUUUGGCAGCCCCGAUUUCCGCGAGCGGUUGGGAGCGCCGGGCUGUGCUGCCGUCACCCUGCAUGGACGUAGCCGGCAGCAGCGGUACACGAAGAGCGCAAACUGGACGUAUAUUGCCGAGUGCGCUGCGCUCAUCAAGUCGUACAACCAGCAGAGAGACGAGCUCACCGACACCAUUCGUGAAGCAGAUGCGAGCACCCAAGCAAACACCACCGGUGGCAAGAUGUACUUUCUCGGCAAUGGAGACUGCUAUUCGCACAUAGACUACUUCGACCAUGUGGAUAACGCCAAGGUCGACACGGUCAUGAUUGCGCGAGGCGCGAUGAUCAAGCCUUGGAUCUUUGAGGAGAUCGAGAAGGGCCAAUACCUCGACAAGUCGGCCACGGAGCGGCUUGCCUAUGUCGAGAAGUUUGUGCGCUACGGCCUUGAGGCCUGGGGCUCGGAUGAACUGGGGCUUGGCUUUACCAGACGCUUCCUGCUAGAGUGGCUCAGCUUCACGUGCCGAUACAUUCCGCUCGGAAUUCUUGAGCAUCUCCCUGCCAAGAUCAACGACCGCCCGCCAGCAUAUCGCGGCCGCAACGAUCUCGAGACUCUCCUGUCCAGCAAUGACUACAGAGACUGGAUCAAGAUCAGUGAGAUGUUCCUGGGCCCGGCACACCCGAGCUUCAAUUUCCAGCCGAAGCACAAGUCCAGCAGCUAUGACACGAUUGAGGCUGAGGGUUAGGUUUCUAGAGAGGACGAAGUCUGGGGAAUGUCUAGAAUAGUAGCGUGCCCCAAAUUGAGGAUGUCCUGGCUGAGUAGUUUGUGCAUAGAUCCACCCACCACUGCUCCUUCUAGCGCGCGCACAGUACCAUGACGGAAUACACCCGCCCGCGAGGGGCAUGUGAAGCGAUCGUCAUCUGCACGUUAAUAGGUGCUGGGCCUGGGUUAGCUGUCCAAGAGGAGCAAUUGGUCCUGUG
Molecule: messenger RNA, 2510 nt
Organism: Microdochium trichocladiopsis
Lineage: Eukaryota; Fungi; Ascomycota; Sordariomycetes; Xylariales; Microdochiaceae
Product: tRNA-dihydrouridine(47) synthase [NAD(P)(+)]
Exons: 3
Coding region: 98-2275 (725 amino acids)
Biological process (GO): tRNA processing
Molecular function (GO): tRNA dihydrouridine synthase activity; RNA binding; flavin adenine dinucleotide binding
Source: RefSeq, a predicted model, not a curated record